AUGAUCCUUGAGGAGAGACUGGACGGCCAGGGCGCCGGCGAGGAAAGCGGCGUCCGCAAGGGCUGUGACCCCCUGAUGCAGACGCAGCAUGGCGGGCUGCAAAGCCGCAGGGCCCGGAUCUACCAGCAGAUCAGCAAGGAGCUGCAGAUGCGGACAGGCGCUGAGAACCUGUACAGAGCCACCAGCAACCACCGGGUCAGGGAGACAGUUGCCCUGGAGCUGAGCUAUGUCAACGCCAACCUGCAGCUGCUGAAGGAGGAGCUGGAGCAGCUUGAUGGCAGCGUGGAAACGUGCCGGCAUGGGAGCGAAGGUGUUGCUGCCCCCAUGAUCCCCCUGGGUCUGAAGGAGACCAAGGAGCUGGACUGGGCCACACCCCUGAAGGAGGUGAUCUCGGGGCACUUUGGAGAGGACAGCGCCUCCUACGAGGCAGAGAUCAGGGAGCUGGAGGCCCUGCGGCAGGCCAUGCGGAACCCCAGCCGGAACGAGGCGGGCCUGGAGCUGCUGGCAGCCUACUACAACCAGCUCUGCUUCCUGGACGCACGCUUCCUCACCCCCGCCAGGAGCCUGGGGCUCUUCUUCCACUGGUACGACUCGCUCACGGGGGUCCCGGCCCAGCAGCGCACCCUGGCCUUCGAGAAGGGCAGCGUGCUCUUCAACAUUGGUGCCCUCCACACGCAGAUCGGGGCACGCCAGGACCGCUCCUGCGCCGAGGGCAACAGCCGCGCCAUCGAGGCCUUCCAGAGGGCUGCUGGGACCUUCAGCCUCCUGAGGGAGAACUUCUCCCAUGCGCCGAGCCCGGACAUGAGCGCUGCCUUGCUCUGCGCACUGGAGCGGCUCAUGGCUGCCCAGGCCCAGGAGUGCGUCUUCGAGGGCCUCUCGCUGCCUGCCCCCGCGGCCCCCAGCGACGGCCCUGCCCAGCUGCAUCUGGCUCAAGAGGCUGCCCAGGUGGCAGCCGAGUACAGGCUCGUGCACCAGACCAUGGCCCAGCCGCCCGUCUGUGACUACGUGCCCGUCUCCUGGAAUGCCCUGGUGUGCGUCAAGGCCGAGUUCUUCCGCUCCCUGGCCCACUACCACGCAGCCGUAGCCCUCUGUGAUGGCUCCAUGGUGGCCAAGGGAGAGCUUCCCACGCAUGAGCAGGUCUUCCUCCAGCCCCUGGACUGCGCACCCCAAGGACUCGCACUGUCACAGGAGCCCGAGGAGUGCAGGAGACUUGGCAAGGCCCACCUGAAACGUGCCAUCCUAGGGCAGGAGGAGGCGCUACGGCUGCACGCCGUGUGCCGCGUCCUGCGCGAGGUGGACCUGCUGCAGGCUGUGGUGGCCCAGGCGCUGCGGCGCUCGCUGGCCAGGUACUCGGAGCUUGACCGUGAGGAUGACUUCUGCGAGGCUGCUGAGGCCCCUGAUAUCCAGCCUAAGACCCACCAUAAACCAGAGGCCAGGACGCCCUGCCUGUCCCAGGUGAAGGUGGCUGACAUCUUCCACCGGCUGGGGCCCCUGUCGGUGUUCUCAGCCAAGAACCGGUGGCGACUGGUGGGGCCUGUCCAUGUGACCCGAGGAGAGAGUGGCUUCGGCUUCACGCUUCGGGGAGACUCCCCCGUCCUCAUUGCCGCUGUCAUUCCAGGGGGCCAGGCUGCGGCGGCCGGACUGAAGGAGGGUGACUACAUUGUGUCGGUGAACGGGCAGCCGUGCAAGUGGUGGAAGCACACGGAGGUGGUGGCCCAGCUGAAGGGUGUGGGAGAGGCAGGAGUGAGCCUGCAGGUGGUGUCGCUGCUGCCCAGCUCGGGGCCACCUGGCGCGGGGGAUCGCCGGCCAGCCCUGCUGGGCCCCGGGGGACUUCUGAGGAGCCAGAGGGAGCGAGGUUGUAAGACGCCAGCACCGGCUCGGGCCAGCCCCCGGCCCCUCCUCGGAUGGAGCCGCAAGGCGAAGCAGGACAGGACUCGAGACAGUGCCCAGCCCUGUGCCCCAGCGGGGCCUGCUGCGACUGCCCCUGACCCACAGGCACUGCCCUCACCCUCUGAGAGCCCAGGGUGGCCGUGA
Messenger RNA from Propithecus coquereli (Coquerel's sifaka), 2034 nucleotides. It is a transcript of the gene RHPN1, whose product is annotated as rhophilin, Rho GTPase binding protein 1. NCBI's taxonomy places the organism in Eukaryota, Metazoa, Chordata, Mammalia, Primates, Indriidae. Gene Ontology annotation, biological process: signal transduction; negative regulation of stress fiber assembly. The record is from RefSeq and is a predicted model, not a curated record. Bases 1 to 2034 code for a protein of 677 amino acids. The transcript is spliced from 15 exons. Gene Ontology annotation, molecular function: protein binding.